This is a messenger RNA of Clarias gariepinus (North African catfish), 652 nucleotides long. RefSeq names its product C-C motif chemokine 4-like. Bases 137 to 442 code for a protein of 101 amino acids. Gene Ontology annotation, biological process: lymphocyte chemotaxis; inflammatory response; positive regulation of ERK1 and ERK2 cascade. The transcript has 3 exons. The record is from RefSeq and is a predicted model, not a curated record. Gene Ontology annotation, cellular component: extracellular region. Lineage: Eukaryota; Metazoa; Chordata; Actinopteri; Siluriformes; Clariidae. Gene Ontology annotation, molecular function: chemokine activity; CCR chemokine receptor binding.
AACAUUUUGUCACCUACAGACUGUCCCUCAUUUAAACCACACUCCCCCCACUCCUAUCAGCUUAUAAUACCAAUACUGAAGUCAUACCUGCAUUAAUACCACAUCAGCAGCAGCAGCAUCACCAUCAUCAUCAACCAUGUCCUCUUGUUCUCUCUUGCUGGUUCUCCUGGUUCUCAUAUGUGUUCAGUCCUUCACACUGGCCCAGGAUCCAAAAGGACCAGGUCCAUGCUGUUUCACGUUCCAGAAGAGAAAGAUGCCUGUACAGCUUAUUACUAAGUAUAAAGAAACCGAGCGUGCCUGUUCAAUCCCUGGAAUCAUUUUUAUCACGAAGAGCGGUCGUCGUGUGUGUGCAGACCCCAGAGAUCAAUGGGUUCAGGAUCACAUGGAUAACGUUGACCUGCGCCUUUAUGGAGGCACAAACCAAACUCAAGCGAGUGGUUAAAUAAAUCUUCCAUUAAUGCAUAAUUACUACAAACUGCACUUUCUAUAUAUAAUUUUCUAUUUUCUAUAGAUUUUUUUUUUAUAAUAAGCAUGUUUAAUUUUAAAUGCCUGCUUAGUUUGUUUGCAGUCUAGCAUUAUCUAGCUCAAUUAAUCUUUGAUUUUUUUUGUCAAGUCAUUCUGUCUUCCAUUUUUUUUAAUACAUUAAAGGAAA